AUGGGAUCUACCGACCCCAAUGAGCCUCCUGUCAAAAGGCAACGCUUUCUUGCCGAUAGCGAUGAUACUGCAGAUCCAAAAAUCGCCAAGUCAUCAGCGCUGGUGUCCAACAAGGACUCUUGUAUCUAUAUUAACGAAGUAACAACACCACAUAUCAAGCCGGGUCUGUCCGGCAAUGCUUCGAUGCAUGAUGACUUCGACCAAGCAACGUUUGACGCUUUUGUGGGGGAACACGUUUCGCCCGAUAUCAUGGCAGUCAUUCGACGUAAAUGUGGCAGUGACAUCGAAAGGGCUGUCAAUAUGUACUUGGACGGCACAUGGAAGACUCCUGGGAAAAGUGUUCGGACCACAGGUUUGCACCUUUCUUCCCGAAUGACCGAAACCCCUGUUCGCAACCCCUUCAACCCUAUGGUUCUCCAACCUAACGCAAAUCGCAUCAUGCCUGAAUCACGAUAUAUCGGCGCUUUUGGUGUGGAAGGAUGGGCCACUCGCAGUGGCACGGGUCUCUUGAAACACGGUGACCCCAUCAGAAUCGAACGCCAGAAGAUCCAACCAGUGAAGUCUUCGUCGCCUCGUGGAGGACAGCGAGUCAAACUUGGGACUCCGGCACCUGGAUCGCUUAUGGGCGCCGUUGCAGCCAAAAGAGUCGAUGUCAUUGUGCGCUUCACAGACAGUACUGGCAGGGAAAUUGGACGCUUAGCCAAAGACAAAGCGGAAUGGGUCUCGACCCUGAUAGACCAGAAAAUAUGUAGGUUUGAAGGCACAUGUGUUUACGCUCCCGAGAGCCUGCGCACCAAUGACACUGUCGUCUUGCAACUACGAUGCUACCUCUUGCGUAGUGCAUUUGAUCCUCGAACAUUCAAGGUUACUAGCAACAGCCCGUUUGGCCAUUUUGAGAGCGGUGAAUCGGAGGAAGAAAGAGACCUCCGUCUAAGGCAAGUUGCUCUUGUCAAGCUUUUCCAGGAGAUCAACCUCCUCCCCAUCCGAGGGAAUGCGGCUGCAGCCAGCGCACAGCGUCAAAGUCUGCUCCAUGCAGCAGAGCUUGCCGAAGAUAGUGAGAAGACGAAGGCAAAAUCCCAGGCACAAGAUACCCUCGGAUCCUCAUCACUGUCAGACGAAAAUGAAGAUGGGCAAGAACUCGAGCAGGAUCAGCUUGACGCCCUAUACAAGAAAGCUCAGUCGUUUGAUUUCACCACUCCCGAAGCUGAGCCAGCCAGUUCUUUCGCCAUGACCCUGCGCCCUUACCAAAAACAGGCACUCCACUGGAUGUUGUCGAAGGAGAAAAACGUUCAUAUUGAAGAGCGAGAAACCUCCAUGCACCCCUUGUGGGAAGAGUAUGCCUGGCCUAAGAAGGAUCACGAUGACAAGGACCUUCCGGAAGUCCCUGAUCAGCCAACAUUUUACGUCAAUCUAUAUUCUGGCGACUUGUCUCUUGAAUUCCCGCGUCAAGAACAGCGCUGCCUUGGUGGCAUAUUGGCCGACGAGAUGGGCUUAGGCAAGACCAUCCAGAUGCUCAGCCUGAUCCAUACCCAUAGAUCCGAGGUGGCCACUCGAGCCCGUGCGUCUGGUCACCAUGGGGAGUGGAUCACUCCCGGUCAGCGCUUCCUCGUCCCUGCUGCAAGAGGAACUGUUAUAGAUGCACCAUGCACGACUCUUGUUGUUGCCCCAAUGACUUUGCUUUCCCAGUGGCAGAGUGAAGCUGAAAACGCCUCCAAGGAAGGGACCUUGAAGUCCCUGAUAUACUAUGGUAGUGAGAAGAAUAUGGAUUUAGUGGCUCUGUGCUGUGAGGCCAACGCUGCCAGCGCCCCUGACCUCAUCAUCACCAGCUACGGAGUGGUGCUGUCGGAGUUCAAUCAGAUCGCUUAUAAUCAUCGUGACAAGACCAGAAACCGUGGUAUCUUCGCUUUGAAGUUCUUUCGUGUGAUUCUCGAUGAAGCACACACGAUCAAAAACCGCUUGUCCAAAACAGCCCGUGCUUGCUACGAGAUUGCGGCUAAGCACCGAUGGGUCUUGACGGGAACUCCAAUUGUCAAUAGACUGGAGGAUCUCUUCAGUCUAGUGCGGUUCCUCAGGGUCGAACCAUGGGAUAACUUUUCCUUUUGGAGGACUUUCAUUACGGUUCCCUUCGAGUCGAAGGACUACAUGCGUGCCUUGGAUGUCGUCCAAACAGUCCUAGAACCGCUCGUCAUGCGGAGGACCAAGGACAUGAAGAUGCUUGACGGCACUCCUCUAAUUGCUCUGCCUCCAAAGCACAUUGAAGUUGUCGAAGUCGAACUUUCCAAGGAAGAGCGGGAGGUGUACGACUACAUCUUCAAGAAAGCAAAGAGAACUUUCCAGGCCAAUGUCGAGGCCGGCACCGUCAUGAAAUCAUUCACCAGCAUCUUUGCCCAGGUCCUCCGCCUUCGCCAAUCAUGUUGUCAUCCUCUCCUUAUCCGGAACCAAGAAAAUGUCGCCGACGACGUUGAGCCUGGGACUGCUGCUGACAGAGCUGCGCAGCUGGGCGAUGAUAUGGAUCUUCAAUCCUUGAUCGAACGCUUCACUGCGACAACUGACGAUGCCUCGCAACCCAAUGCAUUUGGUGCCCAUAUACUUCAGCAAAUCAGGGAUGAAGCUGUCAACGAGUGUCCUAUCUGUGCUGAGGAGCCUAUGAUUGACCAGACUGUUACCGGAUGUUGGCAUUCGGCCUGCAAACAGUGCCUGCUGGAGUAUAUAAAACAUCAGACGGCACAGAACCAACAGCCUCGAUGCUUCCAAUGUCGGGAAGUCAUCAACUCGCGCGAUCUGUUCGAGGUGGUACGCCACGAUAAUGACACAACUAACCCUGAAUCCGGUCAAGGACCGAGGAUUACUCUCCAGCGCCUUGGGGCGAGCUCCUCGUCAGCAAAAGUCACUGCUUUGGUAAAUCAUCUUCGCAAUCUCCGAAGGGAACAUCCAACCAUGAAAUCCGUUGUUUUCAGUCAGUUCACUUCAUUCCUCACCCUUAUCGAACCCGCACUUCGCCGAGCGAGUAUCAAGUUUCUACGACUUGAUGGUACGAUGCAUCAAAAGGCGCGUUCGGCGGUUUUAGCAGAGUUCAAGGAAAGUCAAAACUUCACUGUCAUGCUCCUGAGCCUUAAAGCGGGCGGUGUUGGGCUGAACCUAACAUCGGCGAAGCGAGUAUAUAUGAUGGAUCCAUGGUGGAGCUUUUCCGUUGAGGCACAGGCAAUUGAUCGGAUUCAUCGAAUGGGGCAGGAAGAUGAGGUUAGAAUCUACCGCUUCAUUGUCAAAGAUAGCGUCGAGCAGAGAAUGCUCAGGAUUCAAGACCGUAAAAAAUUCAUCGCGACAUCGCUCGGUAUGAUGACUGACGAGGAAAAGAAGUUACAAAGGAUUGAGGACAUAAAGGAGUUGUUGAGUUGA
Messenger RNA from Thermochaetoides thermophila DSM 1495, 3396 nucleotides. Its product is annotated as putative DNA repair protein. Gene Ontology annotation, molecular function: ATP-dependent chromatin remodeler activity; zinc ion binding; nucleic acid binding. NCBI's taxonomy places the organism in Eukaryota, Fungi, Ascomycota, Sordariomycetes, Sordariales, Chaetomiaceae. The transcript has 3 exons. The coding region runs from base 1 to 3396 and encodes 1131 amino acids. The record is from RefSeq and is a predicted model, not a curated record.